Diversispora eburnea is the source of this 212-nucleotide messenger RNA. The record is from the annotation of a GenBank genome assembly. NCBI's taxonomy places the organism in Eukaryota, Fungi, Glomeromycota, Glomeromycetes, Diversisporales, Diversisporaceae.
CAUGGAAUAUAGAUAAUGAAUCAAAUUCAGAAGAAGAUUCUGAUAAAAAUUCUCAAGAUAGUAAUACUUUAAAUUCAAAUAUGACUACAAUACCUAAAUUAACUGAUACCAUAGAUGGUUAUUUAGAUAAUACUAAAAUAAACAGAUCCGUUCUAGUUAACCAAAUAAAAAGAGUUACAAGACAAAUUCAUCAAAAAUAUACUAAUGAUUAA